CUAAUCUUUCAAUCAGGACAGCUGGUUAAUGUUUAAUAAAAGGGAUUUAAAAAGAAAACACACAGUUUGCAGGAUAAACCUGAAGAUGUUGUGGUUUCUAUUCUGUGGGCUGUGUCUGCUAAAUGGCGCUGUGGGAGAAAAACGUGAGUGACGUUCUAAUGCUAGAAUAAGGUAGUUAAGGAAUUCUUAAUUAACAGGAUUAUAUCUGUGUCUCGUUUUAUAAAGAAUGCAUCGAGAAAAAUAAAAAUUCCUUUAGGUUUAUUCACUGUAAAUGGUGCCGAAUUGAGAACCGAACUGCGAAAUUGAAGCGCAAGAAAAUUUAAGGAAAUAGCUGAGGUUGAGUUGUUUUUUUUAAUUUUGCUGUAUUUGCUAGAGUUAAAUCCGGAACAAGAAAUCUAAUUUCAGGGAGAAAACUUGCUUGGUUAUCUCAGAACUAGAAUCUGAAGAUUUACCAUAUUUUCUUGGACCCAUGUCCUUAUAGCGAUUAGUGGGCAGCUCAUGAAAUCAGUCACUAUGAGCAGUUAACAGGAGUCAGUAAUUAUUGAGGAAUACAGUUCUGGAAUGCUGCUGUGCCGUACAUGAAAAAUGCUAAGAACCAUUUGCAAACUGCAGUAGGGAUUUCAAGUAAAGGGACACUAUAGGAACCACAUCUACUGCAGGUCAUAGUAAUGGUUAUGGAGCAAUAAAGGUUAUUCAAUGAAGUAAAAAUUCAAAGUGAAUUCAAAUAGAAUUUCAAAUUUAGGGCCAGAAAAGCCAAAUAAAAGUAUAGCUGGCUUAGUGGAUUUUUCCAGCUGGCAAAGCAUCCGGGCGCCAGACGGCCAAUGGCAGCACGCGCUCCGCCUUUGUGCCACACCAGUUCUCCUCUCAAUCAGCCCUCCCUGACCUCCCUCCCCCUCCAUCGCAGGAACCAGGUUUUAGCCUUUCAUUUAUUUGUUAUCAUUCUAUGGAGGUGGACCAGGCUACGAGGGGUUACUCCUACCAAAACCAGUGCUUUCUUAACAUACUGAUCUUUGGUUGGGGUAACCAUUAAGUACCACUCUGGUCUUAAAUUUGUAAUUCACUUUGAAUUCUCACUUUCGUCAAUAAGCCUGUAGCACUAACUAGAUUAAUAAAUAAUCAUAUGAACUAAAGUUAGCUCAAAAGUUCACAGAUGAGGUUUUGAGAGCUAAAUGAAUUUCAACCAUCAUUGGAAUAUAUAUCAGGGAUAUAGGAAAUGCUAAAAAUAAAUCAUAAUGCAUUAAAAUGUAAUUAUUAAUGAAUGUUGUCAUACAAUGAUCUGUUCUGAGCUUCUGGGCAGAGGAUUAAGAUGCCCAUGGCACAAAAGAGGUAAUGUUGGCAAUAUUCCAAUGGUAUGGUGAGUCAUUGUCGCCUGCUUUGUCUACUGUGAUUGUCCCAACACCUUUACGAACAAUGGUGCCACCAAACUGAAUUAAACAAUUAUUUGUGGUCGGGAUCAAAAGCCCAAGGCAUUCAAUAAGGGUUGAAUUAUACCAGUCGUAGCAAGUUGGCUGAGGUGUGCCGAACAGGGUAGACCUGAAAAACAAGGCCCACCUAUUGAAUGAGUAUAAAAAGGGAGAGGUGGCUGGUUCCAAACUUGGGCAGACGUCAGGAGGGAGCUGGGAGGAUGGAGUAUAUAUAGUUUCUGCCUUAAUAUAUGCUAAAUAUAAAAUGCUCUAACCUCUGCAGAACAUCUAUGUUUAGGGCAAUGCCAUCACCCCUUGAUGCUCCUGGCACACUUGUGGCAUGCUCAGGUAUCUGCAGAGAACGCAUGAGUGCUCUGGCAGUUCCUCCAUAACACUCCUGGCAUGUACCGCAGCAUGGGGGUUAUUUAAUUGACAUGGUCAGGCAUAAAAUAUCAAUUAAAAUAUAAAUACAUUUGUAACUUUCCUUUUUCUAUCACAACUAUUAUGCUUCAUUUUAACUAGCUUAAAUGAACUCAUGGCAGUUUCUCAUUAGUUCAUGGAUUUCCUUCUGUGGCACAUGUAUGCAACAUACUAAGGGCAUCACUUUUCUCGUACUGCCCAUCAGCAUUAAGAAGAAGUGAUAUUGUGUGCAGGAAGUAUAGCGGAUCUGACAGCCCUAUCUAUAUACAUACUGACUCUAGAGAUGAUAUUGGCAACAGCAGAUGUGCCUUUUCCGGGAUUAUCUGAAUGCUCUUUAAUAUCUGGCACAUUGCGGGUAGCACUCAUGGAAUCUGGGAUUAUUAAAAUUGGCACAUGUUGCUGUCACCAUGAAAGGGCAGCAAAUGAAACCGUACAGCAGAUUUAUCUGGGGCCUACAUAUUUCAACAUGCAAAUAAAUAGCAGAAAUUGUUACUGCAGGACAGGGGGGUCUGCUUUGGACAAAGUGUCAUGGAAACCAUAGUUACAUCUUUUUGGCCAUGAUUCUUCGUACAUGAUACAUUUAUUUAUACCUGCCAAAUGUUCCUAUUUAGGAGAGGCAGCCAUGUAUUUAGGGCCAGAUAGGUGUACUUACUAAAAAAAGUGAGAAGUAGCGAGUUGACAUCUGAGUGGCAAAACAAAAACAAAAAUGUUGGCAAUUGUGGAAAAACAGACUCCCAGAUUUUAUUUAUAUUAAAAUCAUAAUAAAUCCCCACAUGUAUGUGUGCGUUCUUUACAGCACUCUGGGAGGUGAAUAGAUUUUGUAUACUGUUCAGGUACUGAAUGUAGUUACUCUAUUAUCUCAGUUUGUUCCAGGCCGCGAGAAGUGCCAUUCGCCACCUAUAAACCUCUGAAAAUAUUGUAUGAAUUCCGAGACGCGGUCACGUACUCAUGUUCACAAGGUUACGUUAAAGAAUCUGGCACAGUCAGGGCUGUUUGUUUAAUGGCGGGGAAUUGGGACCACGCAACAAUAAAAUGCGCACGUAAGUAAACCUUCUGUUUCUAAAUACGCAGUGAAUUGGGAUUAUGCGAUAAUAAAACAUGCAUGUAAACAUUUAUUUUCCAAAUAAGUGACCGAUUUUAACGUUUGCUUUUCUGCACAUUUAUAUCAAAUGCUGCGGGUUCUUGAAUGUUUAGUAGUGCUGAAGAAGAUUAUCACUUUCAAUUUAUUUCUAUGCAGCUAUACGUUGUCCGCCGCCCAGUUUUUUAAAAAAUGGCGCUGUACGUUACAAGGAUUUCACUUAUGGAAGCCAAACUCAGUUCUCAUGCAACAAAGGGUGAGUCGGUUCACAAAAUGGUUCCACUGUCUGUUUUUGACAGACAGACAAAAUCAACUCGAUAGUUUGUCUAUUUCCUACCUAAAAAUGCUGACUUUAUUCACAAAGGUUUAUUCAAUAAUCACUAAUUUCUGCAUUAAUAAUAAUAAUUGUAUCCAAAUUUGGGGCAGUCAUUGGCUGAGCUUCUGAAAUGUUUGCCAACUAAGAUGGUUUUAACGUAUUUAUUUUGGCUUUUACACUGAAAUUCCUGAUGAUAUCCCAGUUCAAUAAACAUUACAAUGAUCGUGCAAUCAAGGCUCACAAACACAGAUUAUGUUUUAUUUUUCCACUACUGAAAAAAAAGUGUCAAAAGCACCGGACCUGGAUUAAGAUUGUCCAAACUCCUUGGCAGGAAGCCAGCUCUUCUCUGUAUGUGGCAGUGGCUGAGUGUUCUAUGUGGUGGCUGAGUGUUGUGUCUGUGGUUGAGUGAUGUGUGUGAGUGUAUAGAGGCUCAGUUUUGUGGAGGCUGAGAGCUGUAUAUAGGGUGGGGUGGCGACUGACUGUGUGCACUGGUUGCGACAUCAGUGGGAGGGAGGUAAAGGGGGCAGACCAAUGAUGCAAUUCUGUCACUAACUUUGCCCCAAAGAGAUGGAACCUCUCAGAAAGGGGCGGAUUCUCCUGAGUUAAUGGCAGGUCAGCCUGGUAUGAAUACACGCCAGGCUGCUGUCUGUCAUUCUGGCUGGCCCACUGAGGGUGGACCCUGCACAGAGCACUGUCUCAUUGUUCCCUGCAGACGCCUAGUGCCCUAAACAUAGCACGAGGGUGUCCAUACCAUAAUGCACUCGUACUAUGAUUGUUGGGACAGUUCCCUGGUGUCCCCAAAAGUGGAAUACCAGGGAACUAAAGUGGGACGGAGUAAAAGACCCAAAUAUAGGGACUGUCCCGCUAAAAUUGUGACAGUUGGGAGGGAUCUGUGUAUGGUGGCUAAGUUUUGCAUGUGGAGUAGAGCCUGGGUUUGUCCUGGAGCGUAUUGUACUGGAUGUUACAGUGUGUGCAUAGAUAGUUGUAUUUUAGCAGAGUGUGUUUGUAUGAGUAUAUUUGUUUCUGAAUGUCGGUGUUUUCAAAGUGUCUGGUUGUUCAGUCUGUCCCUGGCCCCCUCACACAGCUGGAGCUCCAUGCUCAGAUAGAGGUUCACCAAGCUCUUGUCCAGCCCCCCGGGGGCCUAGGCGGCUGCCUACGCCGCCUUAUGGAUAAUCUGGCUCUGAAAAAAUAGCAGAUUUGGAAGAUUUUACUAAAUCAGCUUUAGUCAAAGCUGGUCUGUUUUUGGCUGAAUUAAGCAAUUUGUUUUUGAAAUAAUUACAAUUAACUGUUUCGUAGAUAACUUUGACAAAUGAUUUGCCAAUUAAGCAUAUAAACCCCACUGAACUUUCAGGUUAAUUCUCAGAUUAUUGCGCUGGGACUCCCAGUAUUCUUUGUUUUACUGGAUGUUAAUUAGAGACAUUCUGAAAUUCGAGCAAGAUAACAGCCCUCGAGGGGCAAGUCUGAAACAACUAAUGCACCCUAAGGGCAUCUGCUAAUUAUUGAAAAUUAACAAACAGGAGGUGAAUACAAAUUGCAUUGGGAGAGGGUUAUUGUAGUCUCUAAGCAAUUAUCUACACCAGCUUGCAGGAACAGUAAGUAUGUGUUGCACAAUCCAUCAUGUUUGUUUACUGUUAGACAGUGCAGGAAUGUUGCUGCCCUGCAGUUUGUAGAAUUCAUGGAAGCUAGCUUGUAUAACUAAUUGUUUUCUGCCCUGCUACACAAUACAGGGCAUCACUUUUCAUUUACUGACCAUCAGUAUGGAUAAUCGAUAUGUGAGCAGGGAAAUGUCCUGCAUUUGGCAGCCAGGCAUCCAGUUUAGGAGCUAAUUGAGAUGCAGCUUUAGGAUAGCGCCAAUAGAAUAGGCCAACUGUUAAAAAAUGAUUGGGGGAAAAAAGUGUGUUAUUACCACAUGCUGGUAAUGGAGAAUGGGUACAUAGGGGAUAUGUAGGGGAACACAAAUUUUGUGUAAUGGCUAGUUAUAAAUUAUAGGGACACUAUAGUCACCCAGACCAUUUCAUUGAGCUGAAGUGGUCUGGGUGCCAGGUCCCCCAGAUUUUAACCCUUCAGAUUUAAACAUAGCUGUUUCAGAGAAACUGCUAUGUUUACAUUGCAGGGUUAAUCCAGCCUCUAGUGGCUGUCUUCCUGACAGCCGCUAGAGGCGCAUGGUCCAUGGGAAAGCAUUGAGAAAUGCUUUCCUAUGGACUGUUUGAAUGUGCGCGUGGCUCUUGCCGUGCAUGCGCAUUCCGCUCCACUCAGGAGCUGAUGUCGGCAGGGGAGGAGAGGUCAUCAGCGCUGAGCAAGCCCGGCACUGGAUUAAGGUAAGUGGCUGAAGGGGUUUUAACCCCUUCAGCACCAAGGGAGGGGGGCCCUGAGGGUGGUGGUGGGGGGUUCCUAAGGAGUAUAUUGUGUCAGGAAAACAAGUUUGUUUUCCUGACACUAUAGUGAUCUUUUAAUGAACUUAAAAAGCUGACUGUGCACCCUCGCAGCUUCCACCUCAACAUCCUCCUGUCACCAUGUGGCAUGUCUCCUGUCUGCUACACUCACUGCAUCCACCUCUUUCUCCACUUCAACCUAUAUAUUACCAGGAGCAUCUGCCUGCUAGUAAGAAGGGAAGGAGAGGGGUGGUCCCCUGGAGGGUGACCUGAUUUCCUGCUGGUCCCAUGGGCAUGAUUUCAGCGAGACAGUCACGAUUUUCGCUAUUGCGAACACCAGGGCACUGUCCCCAUCAAUCAAAGCGCGAGCACCUCAUUAGAUGCACUCACGCUAUGCUCAGUGCACUAUUUCAGUGCUCCCUGCACUGUCUGCCCUCAGUGGGCUGGUUAAAAUGAUUGGGAGAUUGCCCAGAAGUAUCUUAAUCCAUGACCGUCUUUCCUUUCACUGAUUGCCUGCACUGGGACAAACACAAGCUGAUGAAUGAGCAAGCACUGAGGGAAGUGUAAAUUUGCAAUCUUUUAAAAUUCCCUCAAAAAAGUUAAAAUAAACCCUGUUUCAUUAAUAAUUAAACAGACAAUUUACAUGUAAAAUGUUCUACAGAUUAAAGGACCACUAUAGUGCCAGGAAAACAUACUCGUUUUCCUGGCACUAUAGUGUCCUGAGGGUGCCCCACCCUCAGGGCCCCCCUCCCGCCGGGCUGGAUGGAGAGGAAGGGGUUAAACUUACCUCUCUCUCCAGCGCCGGGCGGGGACUCUCCUCCCUCUUCUCCUCCUCUUCGGCUGAAUGCUUUCCUAUGGACGCUGGCGUCUUCUCACUGUGAUUUUCACAGUGAGAAACGCGGAAGCGCCUCUAGCGGCUGUCAAUGAGACAGCCACUAGAUGCUGGAUUAACCCUAUUAUAAACAUAGCAGUUUCUCUGAAACUGCUAUGUUUAUAGAAAAAAGGGUAAACCCUAGAUGGACCAGGCACCCAGACCACUUCAUUAAGCUGAAGUGGUCUGGGUGCCUAUAGUGGUCCUUUAAAGAGGUGAUUACUGUUUUAUAGAAUGACAGUGGUAGGAAAUUUACACUUUAGAGCUGUAUCCAGUGAAAUAAAUAAAAGAGAUAAAAAGUCUCCCUAUAACCCAAAAGAGGGGUGCUGCAGGUAGGCUUGUCAGACUUACUCACUUGUCCUUGACAAGUUUUGGAUUGACUGUGUACAUCAUGUGGGUUUCUAAAUAGUGGUCCAGAGUGAAGCAGAAUGCAGAUCUAUUGCCCCUAUUCUGCAGUUAUGAAGUUGGGUAUCAUUGCAAAUCAGGGUCCCUUGCUCCAUUAUAACAGUUUCCUACUACCAUCAACCUUAGCCAGUAAUAGCUAUUCACAAUAAGCUACGAUAUACAAAUAGGCUACGUCUGAUAUAUGAGCUUUUAAAGAUGUCAACUCCCAUCAUGCUCUCACUCUGUGAAUGUGCCCCAAAAACAGUCUCCUAGCAGUCUGGAGCAUUGCCUACCUGAAGCUCUAACCAAAGCAUUCUAUGGUUUUAUCACUCAGGGCACAUUCUCUGCAACGUCAAAAUAUUCAGUGACCAUUAGCAUAUUGGGACUUGUAAUCAAUUUUAUGAAAAGCAGUAACAUUUGCGUGUACUUGCUGAGGUUCCCCUGUGUGCUUUCUUUGCCCUGCUGGCAAAUAUCCCACUUCUCACACCAACAAGAAUUACUCCAUUUGGAGUUGGUUUACUUCUGCAAUGGAAAAUUAGAAAUUGUUUACAUUUUUUUUAUUUUGCUCCAAAAGAUCUUUAUAUGCCUAGGGCAACAAUUUGCUUCUGAUGAGACCAUCAAGCAUGUCUUUAAUUUAAGAGAGAUAUGAUUUUUUUUUCUGGGAAUCUCUUUGGUAAAACUGAUUGAGUUUGUGGCCAAGUUUCCGAAUGUUGGCUAAGGAGGGGGAAACAGAUGUUGGAUGUCAUGAAGUCAUGCAGCCUAAGUAAUGCAGUGUGCCUUUAAGACACAGAGCAAUGUUUUGAUUGAGCUAGUGAAAAUAUAAAUCUACAAACACAACGUCCUGCCAAAAUCUUGUUUUUGAUAGUUUUUAAAAAAAAAAUCAUCUAGAGCUUCAUACAACAUAGAUAAAUAAUACAGGGAUAGAAAUGUUAGCAUUUUAUGUUGCAGACCUCUGUUACACUUUUCAGUUACAGUUAAAGAUUACUACAGCUAGUGGAAUGGAUACAUAGAUUGGUCUCCAAACAGAGGUGGUAAUUAUAUGCCUGGGAUAGACACACAGCCGCUGUGAGUCAGGACAUCAAAUAAAGAAUGAUUCGGGCUGAAUCUAUUAGUUUUCAUCUACAUUUAAAUUCUUAUAUUUCACUGAUAAGUAAAAUCCAUUUGAAUUGGAAACAUUCUCUAACAGAUGAAGUAUCGGGAAGUCCUAGGAGAAAACAUCCAUGCUGUCUGUGAGGAAGCUGAUGCUUGGGUGUCAUUGGACCUUCCAACAAGACAAUGAUCCCAAACAUGCAUCAAAUGCCACCAAGGCUUAGUUGCAGAAGAAGAAGUCCUGGAAAGGUCUACAGUGGCCGUCACAGUCACCUGACUUGAACCCCAUAGAAAAUUUCUGGUGGAAUUUGAAGAAGGCGGCUGCAGCACGCAAACCCAAGAAUAUCACUGAACUCAUGGGCAAUGGGCUAAGAUUCCUCAGGAACGCUGCCAGAAGCCUGUGUCUGGCUAUGCAUUUAGUUUGCAGCAGGUCAGAACUGCAAAAGGGUGCUCUACUAAGUACUAAAGAUACUUGCCAUGAAGGGGUUGAAUAAUUUUAAGAUGGGAGAAAUCAUUAUAAGUUGCAUUUUUUAAGUUGAAUUUGGGGAAACCACCUGAAGCAUUCAUUGUGUUGAUCUAUUUCAAUUGCUUCUGUUUGAUUUAUUUAUUGCAAACAGCUGAAAGUCUGUAAAUUUUGGGGGUUGAAUAAUUUUGAUUACAACUGUAUACGGCAACUGCUAUAAUUCUAUUCACAGCCCGGUUCACAGUUUAGUGAAUGGAGCUGUGUUUUAUUAUCAGGGAGAGGAAAGAGAGCUUUCCUAUUGUGUGUGCGUCGUUAUAAGCCACUCUCAGGAAUGGGGGGGCUCAAGGUGUUCUAAGCACCAUUGACUUCGCAAUGAUGCAAAGUGCUUAUGGUGGUUUGCGACCCACUGGCGUACAUACCGCGGUCGCAGGGGUCGCGGCUGCGACCGGGCCCGGCCCACCAGGGGGCCCGGCUGCCCUGCGACCCGAUAUGUACGCCAGUGUGUCCAGCCUCUUCUCCUGGGAGGCCUAGGAGCUGGCCACCUCAGUCCCCCCCGAAGCUGGCCCUGGUGUCACCGGACGGGCUGGCUGGCGGGCGUGCGAGGGAGCACUCUCCCCUAAGCGCUCUCUGCCCAGCAACCUCGCGCGCACCGCCCUGAUGCCAGAGUCGGAAUAUCACGUCAUUCCGUCUCCGGCAUCAGUACGUGGCGCGCGAGGGAGCUGGGCAGAGAGCACUCAGGGGAGAGUGCUCCCUCGCACGGCCGGCAGCCAGCCAGCCCGGUGACCGGCCGCCCAGCAGCACCACUGGACCCCAGGGAAUCCCCUCAGCUUUCCCAAAGGUAAGAUUACAUUUUAAAGAAACAUGUGUGUUAGUGUUCGAGUGUGUUAGGGUUAGAGUAUAUGUGUGUUAGUGUUAGAUUGUGUGUGUUAGUGUUAGACUGUGUGUGUUAGUGUUAGAGUGUGUGUGUUAGCGUUAGACUGUGUGUGUGUGUGUGUUAGUGUUAUAUUGUGUGUGUUAGUGUUAGACUGUGUGUGUGUGUUAGUGUUUGUGUGUCAGUGAGUGUGUUAGUUUUUGUGUGUGUUAGUUUGUGUGUGUCUGUUAUUGAGUGUUAGUUUGUAUGUGUCAGUGUGUGUCUGUUAGUGAGUCUGUUUGGUGUCUGUUAGUGAGUGUGUGUUUGUCAGUGAGAGUGUAUGUUUUGUAAGUGAGUGUGUAUGUGUGUCUGUCUGUCAGUGAGUGUGUAUCCAUGUCUGUAACUGAGUAUGUCUCUGUCAGUAAAUGUGUGUGUCUUUUAGCUAGUGUGUAUGAGUCUGUUCGUGAGAGUGUGUGCACGUGUGUUUAAAACCCCUUCAGCACUUACCUUUCUCCACCUUUCUCCAGCGCUACGAUCUGCCUCUCAGUUCCGCAUGUGCGGCAAGAGCCACGCGCGCAUUCCAACUGCCCAUAGGAAAGCAUUACUCAAUGCUUUCCUAUGGACAUCCAGCGUCUUCUCACUGUGAUUUUCACUAUGAGAAUCACGGAAGCGCCUCUAGCGGCUGUCAGUGAGACAGCCACUAGAGGCUGGAUUAACCCUCACUGAAACUGCUAUGUUUUUAGCUGCAGGGUUAAAACUAGAGGGACCUGGCACCCAGACCAUUUCAUUGAGCUGAAGUGAUCUGGGUGCCAGUAGCGGUCCUUUAAGUGUAUGUGUAUCUGCAUGCAUUGGCGUACAUAGCGCAGUCGCAGGGGUCACAGCCCUGCGACCAGGUGCCCGCCGCCAUGUGUUGUGGUCCCGGCACGCGCAGAGUAAGUGAACGGGGGGGGGGGCCACGGAUCAAUUUUCGCACAUGGGCCCCAUGGGUCGUGUGUACGCCACUGUUGCGACCUUUUAUGAAUGUUUGGGGUUUGAGCAUGCUAGGAGUAGCUUUACAUUAAGAGACAGUGUUGGCACAGUCUGCUCAAGCUUACAGUCCAAGGAAAUAGGAUAAUCUCUAUAUAAACUAAUGUUACAUGAGUUCUAACAACGUACAUUUACCAGCACAUCCCCCUGUUUUUUCGAUCACAGCAGCUUAUCAAUAGAUUCCAUGUUUUAUGGGUGAGUUCCAACUGCAAAUGUCAGAAAAAGCCUUGGGAAUAAAGUUCUGUUUUGAGACACGGAAUCCCUGGAAUGGCGUUUGGCAAAGGGACAAACUUAUUAGAGGAAAAGUCUAUAAAAAAAAUCAUGCCAACUCUCUCUCAAGUUAUUUCAGAAUCUGCUUCUGAAAAAAACAAGCACGAUUUUAGAGGCAUGCAAAGUAUUUAUAUAAUUAUCCCAUUUUUUUGUAUUAUUUUUAAAUUGUGGGAAUUACUAAGUUUUUAUGUUACAAUAAUUAUUUUUAUUUAUUUUUUUAACAGUGACAACAAAGAAUUCAUCAUUUCAGCGGAGCAUUAUGUCUGCCUGCGCAGCAAAUUUUUUCAUCAUCUUGACUGCAAUCUCUUCUUUUAUUUUAUUUCAGAUACGAUUUACACGGAGCUAAUGAGAGCCUCUGUACGGAGACAGGAGUGUGGAGCCCUAAGCUACCAAUCUGCCAACGUACGCCUGCAGCACAGUAGCUUAAUGAAGUGGUUUUGGUGUAUAGAACAUGCCCCCGCAGUCUCUCUGCUCAUUUCUUAUUAUUAGUAAAAUUAUUUUGUUUAUCCAUCGCUAGGCACAUGUCCCCUGGCUGCAACUGUGUCUGCCCCUUCUUAUAAACUGGAGCAUUUUUCUAUUGUCAUCAGGAAUACAGCUGUAGAUAACAUUGUAACACAUAAAGCAAACAAGGAGGACAGAGGAAGAGCCAAAUUACAAUCAACAUAAGAAAAUCAUAGAAAAUUAUUUAAAAAAUCCAACCGGAUAGAGUCUACAAUUUUCAGUUUCCAAUAUUCUUGCUCUUAGUAUAGUUGGGCUGCACUUCGUAAGCACAUACAAUAAAAACAGAAAACCAAAAACAAUCUGGAGAUUUUUACCACAGGAAGACAUACAAAUAGGAUACAAUCAAUGAAUGCCCACUUACAUUUAAAAGAGCCUUAACCCCUUAAGGACACAUGACAUGUGUGACAUGUCAUGAUUCCCUUUUAUUCCAGAAGUUUGGUCCUUAAGGGGUUAAAUCAGCUCUGAUUAUAGUAACAUGCAAUAAAAUGAGUCCAGUGAUGAAUAUGAAUCGUUGAUAGGUGAUAGUCAGAUAGUGGUCUACAGUGAACAGGUGAUGUGUUUCUCAGAAAAGGGAAUUAAAAGCAAAUAUUGUAAAACCAUAAAUAUAUGUGAAAAGUGAAGUGAAUAAUAUAUUAUUCACUCACAAUGGGAGAGCUUUCAACGUAAGCUCAAUGUAUCAGGCAGAUGGUGGUAUAAUCGGAGCAGCGUAAUCUGCUUGAGGUUUGCAGCCUUGGUGGUAUGAUCCCCACCGAGGAUUUGGACGUCCACUUCCAAUAAUGUGUCCAACUUAAAAUAACUUAAAAUAAAUGCAGAAAAUAAUUAAAGUAUCCCCAAAAAUUUAUAUGGCCACACACAAGGAAAGUAUAGGCAGAGAAAACUUUAUUGGAUGACUUAAAACCAAAUAAAUAAUAUAGAGUAAUAUAAACAACGCGUUUUACCUUGGGUUAUCAAGUGUAUUUACAGAAUAAACUAGCUCAAACAUAGACCAUUUUAUAAAUCGAUUUGUAUGCACAAUACACUUACAUAUAAUGAAACAGAGAAGGCAUAAAGAAAAAACAAGAUAUUAAUGAUACAAUAAAUAGUUUGGGUGACUGCAUGACAUGCUGGUCAUGUGAUCGGCUAUAAGUAGAUUUUAUUGGCCGUAAAGUAUAAGCAAACAAAAGUAUAAAGGUGGGAACUGAAUUGCAACUCCCAGAAAGUACCGCUCUUCCCAUAAUGCCCAGGAUGAAACAGUUCAUGGCAUAACCUCAGUUCCCACGGAAAGUUAUGUGAACACCAGGACAGGAAUACAGGAAUUUCAAAUAUGAUUAUAUUUUUACUUUUUGUUAAAUGUUUGUUCUAAUUAUUUUUUGCUCAUUUUGAUUGCAUUAUCUAUAAACUGCAUUACAAAAACACCUGAAUUAACAUCUGGCCAGAGUAUAGAUCUCUUGUAAUGAAUGCUAGCUCUGUAAGUCAAUUUCUUGGUCUGUGUGCUGCGUCCCAGCCAAGCUAUGUGCAGACGGCCAUUUUAUUUCUAUUUAUUCUAUUCUUCCAGCCUUUCUGAGUAAAUUGAAUUAAUGGGCUCCUUGUGCUCCCUAUAGAGCUAUGGCCAUAUUAAAGAAAUGCUCCUAUCAAGUCAUACAGCAAGUCAAGAAAUAAAUCAAUCCCAUGAGCACCAUGUGGCUGGCUUUCUUCCCAGACAGGCUACGAUCCUGGAGUGUUUCAAUUUUUUAACCAAUUCAUUCCAAGAUUCUGAAAAAAAAUCCCAGAUAAAGGAAUUAUGCAAAUAAAUGUGUUGAUCACUAGUAUAUAAUUCUGAGGCCAAGACAGUACCCUUCCUGGCCAGUCAAUAUUCUCCUCAGUAGCCCUGCUGACUACCUUCACACAUACCUCUUAAUAUUUCAAAUGGACAGAGAGGGACACUCUAAUUUUAGGGUUGUCUGGGAGUGUGGCCAAGGGCAGGGCUGUCCGAGAAAUUGUAUGCAACAUACUAACAAUUUAUACAACUAAAAUGUAAUUUGGAACAAGAACAAUGUAUCUUAUUUACAGACUGAUUUCUAAACACAUUUAUUGCAGUUUAAAGAUAAAUUACUGGGAGUAUUAUUGCUGUGGAGCUCUGUUAUACACUCAGACACAGAGUCUCAGUUAUUAUUAGGGUGCAGGGGUUCUUACAAGCUGACGUGUGUACCCAGAUGUCAGAGUGUUGCAUGGACAAGAAAUAUCACUUUAAAGGGAAAGGAACGCUCUAAUAGCUGUAUAAAAAAGUAUGUUUUUCUUUCAAUAAUGUUUAGACAUGCGCAAUUCGUUUCGGUCCGAAUUUUAAUUCGGAUGAAUUUCAGCAAUUCGGACAUUUGGAUGCUUCCGAAUGUCCAAAGUGCCGAACCGAAUUGACAAAGUGCCGAAUUGAUAAAGUCCAAAUUGCCGAAGUGCCGAAUUUCGGAAGUCCCAAACCAAAUUGCCGAAUUUCAAAAGUGCCGAAGUGCUUUGGAUUUCUGAAAAGUGGCAAAACAGGAGAGGGAGGGAAAAUUAAGGAAAAGAUGACAGGAAUCUAACCCUGGUAGGAUUAGGGGUAGGGUUAGGUUAGGGGUAGGGUUAGUGUUAAUGUUGGGGUUGUGGGUAGGAUUAGGGUAUUGCCGAAGUCCUGAAGUGCCGAAUUCCCGAAUUUCGUAAGUCCUGAACUGAAGUGCCGAAUUCCUGAAGUCCAGAAUUUCGGAAGUGCCGAACCAAACCACAAUUUUUGGUUUAUUUAAAGGGACACUAUAGGCAGGAGAACCACUAAGGCGUAAUGUAGUAGUACUGUAUGUCCCUGCAGACCUGGCAGUGUAAAUCCUGCUUUUUCUGAGAAUGCCACCUCUAACGGCUGUCACUUCGACAGCUAUAAGAUGGACUGCAGGACCGACGCAGAACGCUCCCCGUAGAUAUGCUAUGACUGAAUAGAUCUCUAUGAGGAGAUGCUGAUUGGCGCAGCAUAACAAUUUGCCGCGCAUGCACACUGGCCUCCCAAUGCUUCCCUUAAGGGCCUUAUUGAAUUGGCUGAAAUCAUCAGGAUUGAUGAUCUCAGCUUUGUAGGCAGGGUGGCUGCAUGGGAGAUUUUAAUCCACAUGAGGUUGCAAUUAUUUAUAUAAUUACUAAGAAACAUGUUUGUAUUCCUAACACUAUAGUGUUCCUUUAAUUUGAGUAAAUUAAUUCUGUUGUUUUAACAGUAAUUAGCUGAGAAUUUGUUUGAAUAUUAAUUGGUUAGUGGAAUUUAGAUUAUUUAAAGAACCUGUCUAUCUUUUCUUCCAGCUAUUACCUGCCCCCCACCCGAUAUUCCAAAAUUUGGAAAGCUAGUCCUAUUUACGCCAAGAGCUGGGAACGAGUCCCAUUACCUGGAUGAUAUCACUUACGGCUGCCUCCCAAAAUAUGCUUUAUUUGGAAAUGAAAGUGCCUUCUGCACAGAGAAUAGGACAUGGAGCCAUAUUCCUGAAUGUCGAAGUAAGUACCGCCCAUGCAGAACUGUAACAACCACCAUCCAUCACACAUUGCUUCCUCUGCUCUCUGACACUAUUGAACUAGCUCUAGCUUGUAAACACAUUCCCAAGCAAUCCUCCCCAUGGCAACAGCAUGCCGGCUUCAGUGCCACUACUUCAGUGUCAUAACAAUGUCUGUUACUUUGUGUCUAGGCUUCUCAAGUAUGCGCUGUCAUUGCUGUGGUAGAGAGAGCUCUCCUGCUGUCCCCUGUCACUCAGCUGUUAGAUCAUUUAUCCAGACAAAUGAAUUCUGUUUUCCUGGUACUAUAGGCUCUUGGAGUGACCCCCUCCCUCGGCGCUCAAGGGGUUAAAACCCCUGCAGCAACUUACCUUAAUCCAAACCCUGCCCAUAGGAAAGCAUUACUCAAUGCUUUCCUAUGGGGAUCUUAUUUGACGCUGGACUCCAUGAGGACGUCCAGCGUCAUUUCAGAGCAAUUUACUCACUGAGAAUUGCGGAAGGGGCCUUUAGUGGCUGUCAGGGAGAAAACUAGGGGGACCUGGCACCCAGACCACUUCAUUGAGCUGAAGUGGUCUGGAUGCCUAUAGUUGUCCUUUGAUUUUUAGAUUGGGACCCAAAAUAUUAAUGUUAAAUUAUUUUAAACUUAAUGAAUGGGUCACUGAGAUAACUUUCCAAUGAAGCGUUGUGUGUAUGAACAUUAUAAAAUUAUAAAAUCUAUGGAGUGUUCCUAAAGGAACCCCGUAGUGUGUAUUCCUGACACGAUAGGUGUAAAUGCGCAGUUUAGGUCACCGGCCACCUUUGCCCCCUUUUUAAAUAGGUGAUUUACUCACCUUUUUUCAGCGCUGUGCGGGUCUCCUCGUGGAUUUAAACCAUUUAAACCAUUUAUCGGUGUACAUACAGACAUUAAAGCACUUCUUUGUGUAUUGGUUGAAUGCCUUUAAGCCUUUCUCUAUGCAUAAACACAUUUCACAUCAUUCCUUUGCGCAUGUACACAUAUUAAAGCAUUACCAUAGGCUCAUCAGGUCAUAUCAUUUUGUCACGUCACUCAUGAUUUACAAACUGUCCUUCUGAUCACCCAACAGAGUAGCUUGGAGGAAAGACGAGGCAGGGAGGACAUGAUAGAAACAUUUAAAUACAUAAAGGGAAUCAACACAGUAAAGGAGGAGACUAUAUUUAAAAGAAGAAAAACUACCACAACAAGAGGGCAUAGUCUUAAUUUAGAGGUUUGAAAAUAAUAUUGUGAAGUAUUACUUUACUGAGAGGGUAGUGGAUGCAUGGAAUAGCCUUCCAUCUGAAGUGGUAGAGGUUAACACAGUGAGGGAGUUUAAGCAUGCGCGGGAUAGGCAUAAGGCCAGGGCCGGCGCUUCCUAUAAGGCGAACUAGGCAGCCGCCUAGGGCGCCAUAUAGGAGGGGGCGCCCUGCGCCCCCAUCGCCCGCCCUUUAAAUUCUGCAGCCGCCUGAGCGCUCUAUAGAGAGCGCUCAGGCUGCCGCAGUGCCUCACCUCCCCUGCCCUGAAGCGUGGCCGAGCUCCUUUCCGGUCCGCGACCCGGCGGGACUGACAGGAAGUGCACACUGAGUGUGCACUUCCUGUCAGUCCCGCCGGGUCGCGGACCGAAAAGGAGCUCGGCCACGCUACAGGGCAGGAGAGGUGAGGUGAGGAGAAGCUGAUGGGAGGGAGAGGGGGGAGAUGAUUUGAUGGGAGGGAGGGGAGAGAUGAUUGAGGGAGGAAUGAUUUGAUGGGGAAAGAUGAUGGAGGGGGGGAGAUGAUUGAUGGGGGAGAUGAUUUGAUAGAGGAGAGAUUGAUAGGAGGGGAGAUGAUUGAUGGGAGGGGAGAUAAUUGAGGGAGAGAUUUGAUGGGGGAGAUGAUUUGAUGGGAGGGAGGAGAUGAUUUGAUGGAGGGAGGGAGAUGAUUUGAUGGGAGGGGGAGGAGAUGAUUUGAUGGGGAGGGAGGAGAUGAUUUGAUGGAGGGAGGAUGAUUUGAUGGGAGGGAUGUUUGAUGGGAGGAGGGAGAUGAUUUGAUGGGAUGGGGAUGAUUUGAUGGGAGGGAGGAGAUGAUUGAUGGGAGGGAUGAUUUGAUGGGAGGGAGGGAGAUGAUUUGAUGGGGAUGAUGGGAGGGGAGGGAGAUGAUUUGAUGGAGGGAGAUGAUUUGAUGGGGGGGAGAUGAUUUGAUGGGAGAGAAGGAGGGGGGAGAUGAUUAGGGGGGGAGAAGAAGAGAAGAUUACGGGGGAGAAGAAGCGAUUACAGGGAGGGAAGGGGGGAGAAGAUUACAGGGAGGGGGGAGAAGAAGAGAAGAUUACAGGGGGGAGAAGAAGAGGAGAACACAGGGAGGCGGGGGAAUAAGAGGAAAACACGGGGGGAGAAGAAGAGGAGAACACGAGGGGUGGGAGAUGAGAACGUAGGGGAGGGAGAGACCACUAAAGGAGGGAGGGGGCGGUGGAGAGACCACUAGGGGAGGGGUGUGAGGAGAGACCGCUAAGGGAGGGGGGUGGAGGAUAGACCACUAGGGGAGGGUGGGGGGAGAGGAGAGACCACUAAUGGAAAGUCGGGGAGAAAAGGAGACCACUAAGGGAGGUGGGGGGGAGAGGAGAGACCACUAAGGGGCAGGGGAGAUCUCUAAGGAAUGGAAGGGAGAGCUCUAUAGGACAGGGGGACAGGGAGCUCUUUCACACCACGCGCACACACACACACACACAAUGCAUCCCUAUACACACAGAAACACAACAUGCUUCCCUUACACACAGAGAAACACACAAUGCAACCCUUACACAUAAAGAUAAUGCAUCCUUUGCACAUACACAGAAACACACAAUGCAUCCCUUACACACACAUGCAAACACACACUGCUUCUCUUACACACACACACAGAAACACAAUGCAUCUCUUACACACACUCAACGCACCCCUUACAGACACACACACUGCAUCCCUUACAUACACAGAAACACACUUUGCAUCCCUUAUGCAUACAAACACAGAUUCACACAAUGCAUCCCUUACACACAACAAGAAACACACAAUACAUCCCUUAUACACACACACACACUGCUUCCACUACACACAAACACACUGCAUCACCUACACAAACUGGUAUCCCUAUACACUACAUUCCAUAAGCACACACAUUAGAUCCUCUACAGUAACACAUAACACAUCCCCUACACACUCUACUCCCUGUGAGUUCAUGGGUGGAACAUGUAGGUGGACUUAUGGGUGGGCUUUAUGGGCAUACUCACCGUCAGGCCCUGGGGCCCAGACCUUGAGCUAUGUAAGAGGCCCCCAAAAAUGGAGCUGCUUCCCGUUCUCCCAGAACAUUGAAUUUUGUGACCACAGUUACAAACAGCCUCCAGAGAUCCUGUUCUACACCAGACCAGUGGAGCCAGACUGCAGCCAGAGCCCAUCACCAUCCUCAUCUGAUUGUAAGUAGGCAAUCUAGUAUAUUAUUAGUGACACUAAUCUCUAAUUUACCUCACAUUAAAUGGACACUAUAGUCCCCAGAACCACUGCAGCUUAAUAAAGUUGUUCUGGUGUCUAUAGUUUGUCCCUGCAGGCUUUUUAAUGUAAACACACACUGUGUGCAGCACUGGCAUUAGUUCUUAUGGGUGGGGCAUUGCGAUGUUCCGGGGGGGGAGGGGGGGAGGGCGGCGGCAAAUCCUUCUUUUGCCUAGGGCGGCAAAAAUCCUUGCACCGGCCCUGCAUAAGGCUAUCCUAAUUAUAAGAUAGGGCCAGGGACUAAUGAAAGGAUUUAGAAAAUUGGGGUCGAAUGGUUAUCUGCCAUCACAUUCUAUGUUUCUAUGUCUCUGUCACACAGCGUCAGGAGGACUGGGGCAUAGUGCAACAUAAGUGCAUGUUUAAAAACACUUACACUUCAACAAAUUGCACUUUAAACAAAUGACAAGGCAUUUAAUAACAAUUCAAACCAUACAGGAGCAGCAUUUCAGAAGUUCAGAAAUUUAUGGAAAACCCUAAAUGGUUACUUUGCAGUGGAGCCUGUCAUGCGAGCGCAAUACUUGCCAAGAUGACCCGAUUACAAGCAAGCAUGCCAGUAGUGACACAAAUUGCAUCAUGGGUCCCAGCUGACUUCUCCUCUACCUACCUCACUCUCACUCUAGACCACAUACUCUAGACCACAUUCAGCCGAUGACGUCGCUAGGAAGGAGGAGAGGGGGAAGAAAGCUCCCCGCCCGGCCCUGGAGAAAGGUAAGAUUUUAACCCCUUCCUCUCUCCAGAGCCUGGCGGGAAGGGGACCCUGAGGGUGGGGGCAACGAGUAUGUUUUCCUGUCACUAUAGUGGUCCUUUAAGGGAAAGCUUAAUGUAGUUAUCCUGGUGUCUACAGCCUGUCUCUACAGGCUUUUUAAUAUAAAUGCUGCCUUUUUAGAGAAAAGGCAAUGUUUACAUUGCCACAAGGAGACCCGUACAGCGCUGGAAAAAGGUGAGUAAAUCACCUAUUUAAAAAGGGGGCAAAGGUGGCCGGUGACCUAAACUGCGCAUUUACACCUAUUGUGUCAGGAAUACACACUACAGGGUUCCUUUAAGAACACUCCAUAGAUUUUAUAAUAAAUAUUGGUGUAUAUAUAAAUAUUAUAAUGUUUAUCCUACGAAAUGCCAAAGGUAUCUAAAAUUUUUAUUUACAAUUUUAAUUAAUCCAAUAUUCCAUCCUUAAACAGAUGUUAAAUGCAAACGCCCCAGCGAAAUAGAGAAUGGUUUCAUGACAUAUUCACCGCCGAGGCUAUAUGAUUAUGAGGAGGUUGUGACUUACGGUUGUAAGCCAAAUUACGUAUUGGAUGGCCCGAAAAACUCUAUGUGUGAGAAAAAUGGGGAAUGGAGCUUAAAGCCAACCUGCAGAGGUACAGUACGGGUAAAUGGUGCUUCCAAAUGUGAAAUGAGUGUUGUGGUCACUUUAAAUAUUGUGAAGUCACUGGGUCAAUUCUCAAAGUCAUUCUGUGAACCAUAUAUCUAAAAAGUCUGCAAGACCAAAGCAUUUCAAUUGGGAUGACCAACUGUAGAUCCGAUGAUACUUUUCCAGCGUUAAGUUUUUUUUUUUUUGUGGGUGACGAAAGCACAAGUAGCUGGUCUUGCCUAUGGCGCAACAUAGUCUUGCAUCGGUCAUGGGUACUGUGUCCCUGAACCUCUUAGUCAUGCGAUGCAAAACAUUGCAGUUUCUGAGAAACUGCAAAGCUUACAUUGCAGUGCUAAGACAGCCUCUACCAGACAGCUACUAGAGGUGCUCUGCAUGAGCACAUUCAGUAUUAGAAAAGACCCCAUAGGAAGGCAUUGAGGCAAAGCUUUCCUAUGGAGAAGGCCUAAUGCGCGUGAGGCGCUUGCCGCGCAUGUGCUUUAAAACCCCCCUGUCAAAUGACUUUGGAGGAGGCGAACAAUGAACCAGCCCGAUGUCAUUCGGGUUAUUGGGUAAGUGCAUAAAGAGUUAUUUAACCCUUUGUGUGCCAGGGGGAGGGUGAGAGGGAGGGAGGUGAGACCAGAGGGCACUGUAGUAUUAGGAAUACACCUUUGUAAUCCUAACACUAUAGUUUUCCUUUAAAUACAGGAGAUAGGUAACCAUUCUAAUAAUCCUGGUAAUGACAGCUUCCCUGUAAAUACAUAUUUUAUUUGGGCCUGGGGAUCUAUCUACACGUGUUAUGCUUUGUAUAAUGUAUGGUGAGAGGCUUUCUGUGGGAUCUUUUUGGGACUAGUUUAUCCAUAUAAUAGCUGGUCUUUUCCUCCCUCCAGAGAAAUCUCUCAGUCGAGUUUCCAGAUUAUGUCUAUUGCUCAUCUGAGUUUGCUGAUGAUCAAUAUAAAUAGUGCAUCUGGGGCAGACUUCUAAAUGUGUUGCAGUUACCAUGAAACCGAUGAAAAAUCCUAAUGACUGCUCCAGUUUAAACAGUUUGCUCCAUUCCCCAUCCCGUCUGAAUCCGUUCUGAUAAUGCAGAAAUUACACUUCCAUAUUAUCUGUGCUAAUCGUCUAACCUUGGAUGCCGCAAUAAACAGUGAGGAGUAUUGGUUAUAGUUAAGCUUCUAACACAGUGGCCAAUAAUUAGCAAAAAUUACUUGGAGAGAAUUUGGGAUAAAGUUCUAAAAGGGAAGCAAUCAGUAGAAACAUUCCAUUGGUUUCCAUAGAAACUGCUCCAAUUCUGGCCAGCUGCCGCUGAAUUGUUCCACUUUUUGCCUUUAUAAAUAUGUCUCCUUGUGUGAGUCUGUUUAAUUGUAAGAUUGUUUUGUAGCACCAUGUCGCGUCACAACCAAAAAAGCAUCCGUGCUCCUCAACGGAAGGAAAACGCAUGUGGAGAACAUUGCUAACCAGUUAAUUCAGCAUGGAGAUGUCAUUACAUAUUUCUGCAAGGAUGAGAAGGACAAAUGUUCUCACGCGGUGGAUUCUCGCUGUCAGGACGGGCAGUUCUCCGUACCCAGCUGUUAUAAAGGUAAAUAUCACAUAUACGGCGAAUGCAGCAUGUACUGACCAGCCACAACACAAAAUAGGGAACAAAUUUAAAUAAUAAAUGAUAUGGGGGAAGAAAAAGAAGUAAUAUUGAAAGAUUGAUAGAUCUUGCUUAUUUUAUCUGCACUGUACAUCCAAAUAGGGAAUAAAAUGCUUUCACUGUACCCCUAAUUUGUGCAGUCAGGUUGUCCAUAAAUCGUGUGUCUUUGAUUUUAUGGAUUACCAUGUCUAUGGAGGGGAUAUCAGGUUUUUGCCACACUUGUGCAAUGGUUUGCCUGGCCACCAGGGUAAUUUCUUUGAGCAGUUUUUGUUCCUUUAUUAAACCAGAACAAUGAGUAAGUGCUAAAUAACACAGAUUAGCAGCAACCCUAUAAGGGAAUCCCUCAAAGACCCUUAAAUAAAACACAGAAAGGUAAAAAAUACAGGAAAGGGCUGCGCUUGGAUAAAACUUUAAAUAAUACGAAAAGUCCAGAUAAAAUCAAUGGAUAAAAGGAGAAAGUCUUAUCUGGCAAUGUCCGUUGAAAUCGUAUUAUGUGAUGGUACUUGGUCCAAAGAAAUAGUCUUACUUGUUAUCUUCCUUGUAGGUCGUCUCAUAUGUAAGAGAAUAAAAACAAAUACAGAGCCAAAAUAGUGUAGUAUAUCUUGAAUAAUAAAGGAAGUUGAAAUGUAAAACUUGAUUGCAAACUCACAUUUAAAAGAGCUAAAACCCGCUCUGGUAUAAAGGGAGUACAGCGCUUUAGAUCCCCGCUUGUAGGAUAUGGAAAUGACUCUCCUUUGGGUACUUCCUCCUUCCGUAGUAUGAAAGACACUCGAGUAAAAAGAGACAGCCAAUAGUGUUCUCUGAAUAAAAACUUAAUUUAAAAUAUAUAUAAUAGAAGUGGAUACUCACAAGACAGGAGCAGAUCAACUGCUCCUGGUAAUUAGCGUUGGUGGUAUAAUCCCCACCUAGGAUUGCUUGAAGUCCAACGAAUAAAAAGGAAUGGUGCCAGGUAACAAUAAUAUAUAUAUGUGUAUAAAAAGAUAAAUGGUACGAUAAAAGGUUACCAAAUAUGGUUUAAUAUUUAAAGUUGCGCCCCACUUAGUCACUAUGAUCACGGACUACGGGGAGGUCUCAGGAUUCAAAUUGAACAUGAAUAAAUGUGAAGUACUUAACAUUACCACUCCAACGGCUCAAACAUCCGCACUGAAGAACCAAUUUCCGUUUAGAUGGUGCGCAAACCACAUGCGGUAUCUAGGUAUCGCAAUAACCAGAGACCUAGGCGACAUGUAUCGUACGAACUUCCUACCACUACUACAACGAAUCCAACAAGAUUUGAAAACGUGGACAUAUCCACACAUCUCGUGGUUAGGCCGGAUCGCAAUACUUAAGAUGAAUAUUCUACCACGGCUGUUAUAUUUAUACCAGACGAUUCCGCAAGCUCUACCGACGGCAUAUUUCGCGUCACUGCCUUCCGCGAUGGUGAAGUUCGUCUGGAAUGGGAAACAGGCAAGACUCCGACAGGAAGUCCUCUGCCUACCUCGAGCAUGGGGGGGAUUGGCACUCCCUGACCUCCGCAAAUACCACCACGUGGAAGUACUACAACGCGUCCUGGAAUGGCAUACUCAACCGGAACAUAAACAAUGGAUCGAAUUGGACAAACAACAUAUAGGCCCCUCCUUUCUGACAUCAGUGUGGAAUACGAAGAAGAUGCCGCGGACGAGUUUGGAACCAUCCUCUACCGUAGCGCAGACACUGAAAGCAUGGGACUAUAUCAGAAAGGCUCCUCACGUCUCUCCAGCACCGAGCCCGAUGACCCAGAUACAAUACAACCCCCAGAUAGGGGGAGGGCUUCCACGGACAGCAUGGUCCUUCCUGGGAGAGGGGGAAUCAUACCCCAUACAUAAGGUAUUAACUAACGCAGAUAUGAUCCCCCUGAGGGACCUAAUAGAAGGCGACCAACCCACUAGCCUACAGACCUUCCGUUAUAUACAACUCAGAACAUAUUACCGGACACUUCCAGACAAGGAAAAGUUACACAGGGACUUGACAUGGUUCGAAACGCUCUGCGAUCACAAGACUACUCUAGGUAAAGCGAUAUCCCUGCUAUACCAACACAUACUCGUGGGGCACCUCACUAACAACGACCAAUUCCGCAGACGCUGGGAACGCAUGCUAAAUACAUCUUUCACCACGUCCCAAUGGGAAAAGAUCCUCAUAUUACAACAUAAAUGCUCAUCGAGCUCCCAAUAUCAAGAAACCAACUAUAAACUUCUCUCAUUCUGGUACAGAACGCCCGACAGUCUACAACAGGAUCUUCCCGAAUGUGCCUGACAUAUGCUGGAGAUGCGGAGAUGAACGUGGCUCGCCACUACACAUAUGGUGGGAAUGCUCACUCAUUAAGCCAUUCUGGGUCGAAGUCCUACAGAAAAUAAGGGAUAUCACAGGGACGGAAGGAAACCUCAACGCAGAGGCAGUCCUCCUACACUCAACACCGGAUCCCAUAGGCACAUACAGGAAAAACAUCCGUAGACACCUAAUCAACGCAACCAAGGCACUAAUUCCAUUAUACUGGAAACAAACGAAUACCCCGACGAUAAGACAAUGGAUGGAACGGGUGGAAGAAAUAUAUAGAGCGGAAUCAAUACAGGCUACACUUCGAGGACUAGAGGACAAGCAUGUGGAGAGGUGGCGCCCGUGGCUACUCUACAUAGCGGACCGACACACAGAUAGGAACGGCCAUUCCCAGCCUCAAGGAGCCCCAGGACCCCCCACAGACGGGGACUGAUGCCUGGUCCGAUACAUACUACGCCGUGGUCACGGAUGACGGGACCACCUUUCCCUCCAUACCCCCCUCCCCCCCCUCCCCCCCCGCCCAACCACCCCCCACCCAGCUCUCCCCUCCUCAUCCCCCCUCUCUCUCUUACUUCUUACUCAAUUAACACUCAUCUUCUCACUAAAACUCUCCAACAUUGGCUUCAUUAUAAAUUACAUGAUAAACGUAGCCCACCUUAAUCCGAGAUUGCCCACAAUUGUGUCAUUCACUCACGCUUGCACGUCAAAAUGGACACAAACACCUUCUUCACGCGACUACACAACACGAAUAAGACACGUCCCUGAACGACAUCUGACCUAUGACGACGGACCAGUAGACCUUACUACCCCAAAGAGAAUGAGACUCAAGGGUGAUAAGGAAAUACUAGAGGAUCACAUAAAACAGACGCAAGGCACAAACUUAUGAAUAUCCCUCUACUCAAGCUGCAAUCCGAUCACUCAUAUGUAUGUCUUAACGUGUUAAACGCGACCAAAUGCCAUAUAGAAAUAAUAUGUAACAUUGUUUGAGUGCUGUUUACACACUUAAUGUUGGGACCUGCGAGUCCGUUAUAUGUUAUUUACUUGUUCAAUCUAUUGAUACCUGCUAAUGUACAGGGAUCAGGGUAUACCCUGAAAUGCUUAUGUUUGAAUAAGGCCUUUUUGAACUAAUAUUUAAAGUUGCCUCUAGUUGCCUGGACAGUAGAAAUUCCCACGGGUCUCAUAUUACCGGCCUCUGGAAGAUUUUAUCCAGCAAGUCGCCCACUUCACCCAAGAAAGACUGUGCCUUAGGGCCCUACCACCACAUAUGUGCAUAGGACCCUCUCUGUCCGCAUCACCUCCAACAUCUAUCGUCUGGGGUUUUGUGCAUGUGGUAUAACUUCACUGGCGUGGUAUACCAUCUAAGCAUGUUCCUAUACGACUUCUCGUGUUGGGCGACGCAGACUGAAGUAGAUUUGUUUGCUUCCCAUAUUUCCCUCCACUCCGUGCCCUCUAGUACCUCUCCAAGCUCAGCUUCCCAUUGGAUUGUAUAGUGCAGCUCUCCCCAGUCUGUGUUAUUGUAGCUCAGGUGGGCAUAAACUGAUGUAAUGAGCCCCUUCGGAGGUAGGUCAGCUCCCAUCAUGUUAGAUCCGGUCACAUCGCUAAAUUUACAAAUUGGAUUUUCAAUUUACUGCAAGCCACUAUUUAGCAGAUAAAUCUAUUGAUCCUGCACUGAUAUUACAUUUUCAUGCUAACUUAGGCCUCAGCUUAAUACACUUUUCAGAUGAUUCAAUACUGUUAGAAACUUUCCAAAUGAUUUAGCUACAGAAAUUCCCACAUACUUUAAUUUCUGUAGCUAAAUUAUUGGAAAGUUUUUUUCUAAAAGUUUUGACUCAUUUGGAAAUCAAGGCCUUAUAGGGAUACUGUAGUCACCAGAACAAUUACAGCAAUGUAAAUGCUGCCUUUUCAGCGAAAAGGCCCUGUCUACAUUGGGGCCAAGUAAGACCUCAAGGGGCAGUCACUCAGACGGCCACUAGAAGGGCUUCCUGUGUCAGUGCUACACAAAGUGUGCAGCACUGGCGUUCAGUGUCUCCACUCACUGCAUGGAGAUGCUGAACGUUCCCCAUAGAGAUUUACUGAUUCAAUGCAUCUCUAUGAGAAGAAGCUGUUUGGUGCAGUGCGGUGUUUUACCACAAAUGCGCAAUAGCCUCGGAUUGGCAAAAAUCAUCAAGUUUAGAGAGCGGGAUGAGGCGUGGCCAGCCGCAGCAAGACUGGAGUGGCUCUGUGGAAAGGGUGAGUACAAUCACUUUUUUAAAGUGAAGAGAGGGGACCAGCGAUCAAACUAGUUAUUUUACCACUAUUGUGUCAGGAAUACAUGUUUGUGUUUCUCGCACUAUAAAUGUUCCUAUAAUCCGUGAAAUUAUAAAUCUAAAUAACUAUUUACAUAUGACCUGGUCUAAACAACCAAUAAACAGCAUAGGAUAUAAUUGUAUAUUUAAUCACAGUUUAAGUAGCGGAACUAGCAGAGGGGAAGAGGGUGUCAACUUUAAUACAGGUCAUUCCCUUGAGUGUAUAUAUAUAUAUAUAUAUAUAUUCUCCUAGGUAACCAAUAAGGUAAUUAUUGUGAAAAAAUAGAUAAAAUAAGUGAGAGACAAACUGAAUUAUGAAUGGACAGAUAAUGGAGCUAGCCUUCCCUGUAGGCCAAAUAUUUACGGUAACAUUAUAGAUGCGGACAUUGCAAUGCUUGUGCCAUGAAUAAUACAUCUCACCGAUAAUUGGCUGCUGAGUAUCUGACUUGUAUUUAUGACAAGCGAUAAAUAAUAGAAAUUAUUAAGCCGUGGCUCUUAGCACUAACAGGUUUGCUUUUAAAUUAAAUAAGAACUUUUUUUUCUGUUACAGAUCCAGGAUUUUUCUCUAUUUUUUCCAAAUCUCCAUCAAAACUACCUCUCUGUACCCCGCAGAAUUCCACACAAUCUACCCCUCUCAGCUGAAGGGGGACUGUCACUUUCCUGGAAAUGAUAUCAUUGAAUAAAACAUUGCAUUUCUUCAAUAACGUGUGUUAAUCUUUUUCAUAUGGUGCAUUUCAAUUGACUAUUAAAGUUAUAGCAACUGCAUAAUUUCCGAACAUUUCAAAUGGACAGAAAAGGACUUUAUUGUAGUCAGGGCCGGCCUUAGGCCAUUAGGUGCCCUGUGCAAAAAAGUCUUCACGGCGCCCCCCACAUCCCCCUCCACCAAGUUGCCUGUAUACAGUCACACACACAGGCACAGGCAGACAGUCACACAAACAGUUACAGAAAGUCAGACACACUCAGUUACAAGCAGACAGACAGACACACACACACGCAGUUACAGGCAGACAUUCACACAUGCUCAGUUAAAGGAGCACUAUAGUGCCAGGAAAACAAACUCGUUUUGCUGGCACUAUAGGGUCAUUAGGCCCCCCCAGCUUCGGGGCCCCCCUCCCGCUUGGCUGAAGGGGUUAAAACCCCUUCAGCCACUUACCUUUCUCCAGCGCCGGGCUCCCUCUGUGCUGGGGAGGUCUCCACCCCCUGCCGACGUCAGAUCCGAGUGCGCAUGCACGGCAAGAGCCACACGUGCAUUCAAACCGCCCAUAGGAAAGCAUUACUCAGUGCUUUCCUAUGGACGUCAGCGUCUUCUCACUGUGAUUUUCACAGUGAGAAUCACAGAAACGCCUCUAGCGGCUGUCAGUGAGACAGCCACUAGAGGCUGGAUUAACCCAUAGGUAAACAUAGCAGUCUGAAACUGCUAUGUUUUCAGCUGCAGCGUUAAACCUAGAGGGACCUGGCACCCAGACUACUUCAUUGAGCUGAAGUGGUCUGGGUGCCUAUAGUGGUCCUUUCAAGGCAGACAGUCACAGAGGCAAACACACAGUUAAAGGCAGACAGUCAUGCACAGUUACAGGCACACAAUCACAAACAGUCACACACACAGUUACAGGCAGACAGUCACACAUACUCCAUUACAAGCAGACAGUCAUACACACUCCGUUACAGGCAGGCAGACACUCACGCACGCUGUUAGGCACACUCACACUCAGUUAAAGGCAGAUAGUCACACAUACAGGCACAAACAAAGGCACAGCUACAGCGACACAAUUGGAGUCGCAGACAAUCACAUACAGGCAGACUGUCACACAUACAUAUGCAGAACGUCACACACACACACACAGACAGACAGUCACACACACAUACACACACAGGCAGUCUGUCACACACACACACACACAGGCAGGUAGUCACACAGGCAAGCAGUCACAGUCACACACACCUACCUCUUUCCAUUAUGACUGGAAGGGAGAGUGGAUGCAGUUGGUUGUUGGGGAAGCAGGGACUCUUUCCUUCUUCCCUCUUCCUGUGCAGCAGUUACCAGGGGCUUCGGGUAGGUGUUAGCCCCGCCUCUGCCUCAUGAUAAGCUCCACCCUGCUGCUUGGUAAGCCCUGCCCCACUGCCUCGAUAUUUCUUUUCCAUAGACCUGGGUGGAGAAUAAUGAAAUCCUCCACCUGGGUACCUGUUUUAGCUCCCCCUGCUCUCCUGUCACCCAGCCAUGUGAGAGCUGUGUCGGCCGCAUGGUGCCCCCUGGUCCAUGGCGCCCUGUGCAGCCGCACAGCUCGCACACCCCUAAGGCCGUCCCUGAUUGUAGUGUAAAAACAUGUUACUGUGAAUAUUAUUGUUGUGGAGCUCUGUUAUACACUCAGACACACCAACAAUAUGGAGCUCCUAGAAAAGAGGGACAGAGGGAUUUGGAUUCAAAAUAGGGACUGUCCGUCCUAAAUAAAGGCAUGUGGGAGGUAUGCAAUUGACAUCCCAUGGAAUCCUCCACAGAAAGAUUGUUUGUUCCCUUAGCCAUAACUCUACCUUUUGUCCAGCUUUGUCAAGUGUAGGAAAUAUACAUUGUGGCGAAAAUAACCUCGCCACUGGGUUUUGGAGGGGCCUGUUUGCCAGCCUUUUGCCCCAGGAUUAUGGCCCAUGCGUUAAAACUUUGUUUCUCCCUGUAAAAAGGCUUGUUAAAAAGGUGACUUCCAUGGAAAAUUUGCCUUUUCCCCUCCCCUUUCAACUUUCCUAUUGUUCUCCAGCAGGGCGUUGUCCCAGGGACACUGCCAGACCAGUUUAAACUGGCUGCUUUGUCCCUCCUCAAUCUCUCAUCAGCUCUUGCUAAAUUUUAACCCCAUGGCGAUUUUAUUCUGUUUGUGGGAUCUGAAUGUGGGGGUUCUGUUCAGUAUAAUAGGAAUUAGGUAUUUUUAUGUAUUUUUAUUGUUGUUGUAAAUGGAGAUAUUCCCUGUACUUCGCGAUAAUUAAGUUACCGCACCCACUUAAGCCAAUUAUCUCCAGGAUAGAGGAGAAGAUAGACUGGCUGUACAGCCUAAAUCUGUGGAACUGCUUUGGGCAUGAAAGCCAUGCCUGCAGUCGGUCAAAUAGGAGUUCCAUCUAUCUUUUGAACCACUGGGCCAAUUUGUAUGAUUUUUACAUAUGUUUUUACACUGAUUAUGCUGGUUCAGAAUAUAUGACUUUUGUGGAAAUUGUAUGUAUAGUUUGGAAGUUAUGAAUAUUGUAUAAAACUGUAUAUUUUCCUGUCUGUGAUAAUGAAGUUAGCCCAUUGUGUUCAGUAAAUAUUUCACAGGCAGAGGGGAGGGUUUGUGUGUAGUAUUUGGAUGUGUUUAAAUGUACAAGUCUGUCCUGAUUGGUUUUUACAACAUUAUGUCCUGUAUUCCACAAGGUCCACGUGGGUGGUAACUUUGUGGGAAAACUUGUAUAUAAGUGCCAAUAAACCCUCAGACUGCUGAGUUCCUGUUUUACCCUCAACAUAGAGCCCCAUGGCGAUUUUAUUCUGUUUGUGGGAUCUGAGCGCUGUUCGGAUAUAUUGAGGGCUCAGAUCCAAGCUAUCUGGGGAUAGGUUGAAUGUGGGGGUUCUGUUCAGUAUAAUAGGAAUUAGGUAUUUUUAUGUAUUUUUAUUGUUGUUGUAAAUGGAGAUAUUCCCUGUACUUCGCGAUAAUUAAGUUACCACACCCACUUAAGCCAAUUAUCUCCAGGAUAGAGGAGAAGAUAGACUGGCUGUACAGCCUAAAUCUGUGGAACUGCUUUGGGCAUGAAAGCCAUGCCUGCAGUCGGUCAAAUAAGAGUUCCAUCUAUCUUUUGAACCACUGGGCCAAUUUGUAUGAUUUUUACAUAUAUUUUUACACUGAUUAUGCUGGUUCAGAAUAUAUGACUUUUGUGGAAAUUGUAUGUAUAGUUUGGAAGUUAUGAAUAUUGUAUAAAACUGUAUAUUUUCCUGUCUGUGAUAAUUAAGUUAGCCCAUUGUGUUCAGUAAUUAUAUCACAGGCAGAGGGGAGGGUUUGUGUGUAGUAUUUGGAUGUGUUUAAAUGUACAAGUCUGUCCUGAUUGGUUUUUACAACAUUAUGUCCUGUAUUCCACAAGGUCCACGUGGGUGGUAACCUUGUGGGAAAACGUGUAUAUAAGUGCCAAUAAACCCUCAGACUGCUGAGUUCCUGUUUUACCCUCAACAUAGA
Messenger RNA from Pelobates cultripes (western spadefoot toad), 29712 nucleotides. NCBI's taxonomy places the organism in Eukaryota, Metazoa, Chordata, Amphibia, Anura, Pelobatidae. The record is from the annotation of a GenBank genome assembly.